UGCUACGCUUCACGCUCCCUAACUCUUCCUUCUCCUCAUAACAGCCAUGAUAAAUGGCUUGUCUCUGCUACGCAGAGCCGCCAUCAACCAUGUCAAUCCGCGACUGCUAGAACCCGCAUACGCCCCCACGCGACACCCCCAUCCUUCCCUCAUCCGCCGCGUCCAAUCUCAGGCAUGGCAGCCUCUACGGCCUCCAAACCCCGCCGAGCUCCCGAGGCCUAAGCCUCGAAAGACCAAACCGCCCUUCCGCCGCAGGAGAUGGGUGCGCCGCCUCUUCAUCCUCUCUGCGAUUCUCGGCACCGGAUACGUCGCUGACAGGCAAUGGUAUGCCUCAUCCCUCACGCGUAGUGUCCGCACCUUCUACACUGGGUUGCUUGUAGGCCUGGACUACAAGGUCAAUUUCCGCGCGCACCCCCCGCUAGUCUCGAGCAUCGAGGAGCUACAUAGGCGAAACGCCCAACGGUUGUUCGACUUGCUACGGCAUAAUGGCGGGCUGUAUUUGAAGAUUGGGCAGGCGAUAGCGAUGCAGAGCGCUAUCCUACCGCCCGAGUUCCAGAAGAUGUUUGCGAAGAUGUUCGACGAUGCGCCGCAGAACGAAUGGUGGGAGGUGGAGAAGGUUAUUCGGGAGGACUUUGGGAAGAGCGUUGAGGAGGUGUUCGGUGUUAGCUUCGCUGGAGAGCCAGGGAAGGGCGUGAUGGAGAAGACGGCGCGAGCGAGUGCAAGCGUAGCGCAGGUACAUUGGGCACGGUUAGCGGACGGGAGAGAGAUCGCAGUCAAGAUACAGAAAAGAGAGAUUGCGAGCCAGGUCGGCUGGGACCUGUGGGCUUUCAAGGUUAUGGCCCGCGCCUACACCUGGUGGUUCGACAUACCCUUAUACACCCUCGUGCCUUAUAUCUCGGAGCGCUUGAUGCUAGAGACGGACUUUGAGAACGAGGCAAAUAAUGCUGAAGAGAUGAGAAAUCUAGUCGCUGGAGAGAAGAGAUUGAACGGACGGGUCUACGUCCCGAAAGUUUAUCGGGACCUUUCGACCAAGAGAGUAAUGACCGCGGAAUGGGUCGAGGGUGUGCGAUUAUGGGAUAAAGAAAGCAUCACAAACCGCUGGCAAGGCGGAUGGCAUCAAGGAAGCCCAGGAGCAGGCGGCACAGAGCUUCCACCCUUACCGAAGAACUACACCAAGGUCGACGAUAGAGUCCCGGAAGAUGCGCCGAAGAAUCCCCUUUUGAAGCCAGACCGCUCAUACUGGCGCGGAAAGGAUAACAAAGGGGGUCUCGGGGUCUCCCUCAAGAGCACUAUGCACACCAUCGUCGACCUCUUCAGCGCACAAAUGUUUCUGUGGGGCAUCGUACAUUGCGAUCCACAUCCAGGCAAUAUCUUCAUCCGACGUCUUCCGAAUGGAGAUCCCGAGGUUGUGCUCAUUGACCACGGCCUCUACGUCCACAUGAAUCCUCAGUUCAGACACCAGUACGCUCUCUUUUGGAAAUCUCUGAUGUCCUUCGACAACGACACAAUCAAAGAGAUAGUGAGCAGUUGGGGCGUCAACAACCCUGAUAUAUUCGCCUCGGUUACCCUCAUGCGACCGUAUGAGGGCGGUGAUAACAGCACGCUCAACGAGCUGAAGAAAGAACGCCAAGGUAGAGACCAGCAAGAGCGCGCAUAUGAAAUGCAGGUCAAGGCCCGCGACGGAAUCAAGCAGAUUCUCGGCGACGAAGACAAAUGGCCCCGCGAGCUGAUCUUCAUCGGCCGCAACCUGCGCAUCGUACAGGGCAACAACCAAUUCCUUGGAUCGCCUGUCAAUCGCAUCAAGAUCACUAGCCUAUGGGCAUCUCGCGCUCUAGCAGAGUCUAGGGACCUUCACUGGAGAGAACGAUGGAAGAAUUGGGUUAAGCAUCUUAGAUUCAGGGCGGUUUUGCUGGUUAGCGACUUUAUCUUCGCCUGGUCCAGGAUUAAGCAGAUGCUCGGCGUCGGGCUAGGAAUGGAGGAAGAGAUUGAGGAGCGCAUGAGGGUCAUGGCGAAAGACUUCGGUGUUGAGCUCAACCAUGGCGUGUUUGAGGGAUAAAUAGGGACAUAGAGGCGUUGUACGAUAUGGGCAGGUGGACGAUUGCCCUUGUAAAUAUACGGCUUCUUGGACGACCCAAGACUCAAGAGUUAGACGGCAUCUAAUCCAAGCUCAUAAUCAAUUGCAUCCAUGGGGCAACUGGUGCGCUUCCUCUGUGCUAGGACAUAGGCGAACGAGCAAAUUAAAAUGCUCAAGAUCCCCAGCUACGACGUCUGCUCCCAUUACCUGUUGCAAAUAUGUCUUCCACGACCACAAGUACAUCAACCAUUGGACACCGGGAGCGCAUAGAAAGCUAUAUACCUAGGUACAGAGCAG
Molecule: messenger RNA, 2371 nt
Organism: Trematosphaeria pertusa
Lineage: Eukaryota; Fungi; Ascomycota; Dothideomycetes; Pleosporales; Trematosphaeriaceae
Product: ABC1-domain-containing protein
Exons: 2
Coding region: 47-2056 (669 amino acids)
Source: RefSeq, a predicted model, not a curated record